Molecule: messenger RNA, 809 nt
Organism: Aplysia californica (California sea hare)
Lineage: Eukaryota; Metazoa; Mollusca; Gastropoda; Aplysiida; Aplysiidae
Product: MAM and LDL-receptor class A domain-containing protein 1
Cellular component (GO): membrane
Source: RefSeq, a predicted model, not a curated record
UAUUAGCAGUCUGACCUGUAACUUUGACUCCGACAAUCUGUGUGGCUGGAAACAAGCUCCACUGGACGACAAAGCCUGGCGUUUUUUCUAUCCCGGCCACGCCCCUCAGAACUUUGUUGGACCAUACACUGGACGCCCACAAGCAGUGUCUGUGACAACAUGCUGGCAGUGAACUACAUACGAGCGGACCCGGCACCGUCUGACAGUGCAGCUCUGUGGGCGUUCAGACGUACCGGAGACCAGGGCCCAGGCUGGAAGCCCGCCGCUCUCACAACACCGUCAUCAAAAGGGAAUCAUAAGAUCCAAUUGGUCAUACAGGCCAAAUGCCACGAAGGUUCAAAUGGAAUCAUUUCGUUUGAUGACGUGUCCUUGACGCCAGGUCCUUGCCCAGCCAGGGAAGAGAGUCACGCUUGAGAAUGAGAAAACCCAGACUGGAAGAGAAGACGGAACAGAUGGCAUAGACUCCCGUACUUAGAAAAGCAACCACACAUCUUUGUUGAAGGAAAUGGGAGUCUUGCAGCAAUAUAAAUGGACUUUACCUUUUGUUUCAUGGUGUUGUUUCCAAACACGUUUUGUGCAGUAGAAAUAAAGUUGGACAUGGAUCCAGCACUAAUACAAAAUAUCUUACUAUUUGGUAUAGGUUUAACACUCCAUUUUUUAAAGAGACCUUAAGACACACGAACUAGAUAUAGCUACUGAAGGACUCAAAAUUGACACCCUUGAUGUUUCAGAUAAUGCUUCAGUACAACCAUUUUUGUUGUUGUUAUUACUGCAGAAUCCCACGAAAUAAAAACAAUUAUGUGAAAAUA